AUUUGUAAACAAGAUGGCGUCUUCACCAGAAAAGAAAUCUGCAAGACAAUCCACACUUGCAUUUCGAUUGAUCAAUCCGGAGUUAUUUAUCAAACCUGUGAGUAUCCUAGGUUUAUUCUCAUUUUAUUUGAUUCAAUGGUAAAGCAAUAAACUUCAGAGAUCACUCUCGGACUGACUUAGAUUUAUGUUAUCCAUUUCAUUAAGUUAGUAAAUAAUGACUCAUCCGUUAAGCUCUAUGAAAACCAUCCCUAUUCACUCUUCCACACUUCUUCAUGCAGCUUCCUAAUUCCCCAGUGAACAAACACCUACAAUAAUUGCUACAUAUCUUAACUCCCGGAUGUGAUUAUUGUGUAACUUCUCCUUAAAGGUUGAAGUUGUUAUCUUGAUCUAACACCAAAGCCCUGUCACUAUUUUACAAUGAAAAGUGUCACAGCUAUAGGGAAGAAUUAACCUUUUAACCCCUAAGAGAGACUAGCAUCUAUUUUCUCCUUACAAUAUCACCCCUAAAUCACUCAUUAAGGUCAUGAGAGUGAAGAAAAUGAUCAAUAAAUUAACAAGCUCUUGAUUACUAAACAGAUUCUCUUUGUCAGCACCUUAGGAAAUGUAUGUAUGACAGUAUGGAGAAUAUGCAUACUGAUGUUAGUGUGUGAAGGGUUAAUAAUCAGAUCUUUGGAGUUAAAGGGUUAACUGGUUUGCCAAACAUUCAGGCUGAUUUAGCGACAGGGUACCUGUAAACACAGAGGAAACAAAUUGAAAUGUAAGAAAGAGGCCUCAUUGCUUCAAUUUGCCUAAAAUUUUGUCAAGUGCUAAUGUCUGUAAUGUUCAAUAAAAUUUUGCAUCACCAUUUGUUGUGUUAACUUCCUGUUUAUAUAUCUUUUUUUUUCAAUAAAUAUGUAUGACUACUAACAUUCUUAAAGUUGUGAAACCUAAGUCUUAUAGACAUUAAAAUCAAAGAAAAUUAAUAUUCCUGUCAGGUACUUAUGUACCUUACAUAGAGGAUUGAUUAUUUGAAACAAGAAAUGAUUAUCAUUUUAUUUAUAGAAGUAUUGUUAGAAGGAAAGCAUUGCAUAAUUUUAUUUUCUUCUUUUUUUUUCAAGUUUCAAGUUUCAAGUUUAUUAAGUUUGCAGGAAAAUCUUUGUACAAUAAUCACCUCCUGCAAAUAGCGAGCUAAUCUAGGCAGGCGGUGUUAAGGACAUACAACACGAAUUACAAAAACACGAAUUAUGCGAAUUACUCGAUUUUGCAUACAUUAUUUGACAAAAGAGGGAAAAGGUGAUAAGAAGUAAAUUAAUAUAUUAUGUUUGAAUUAUAAUUAAGAUGCCUUUUUUAUUUCAGAAAUAAGAGUGCUAGUGUCAGCAUAACUAUCCAGACUUCCUAGAGUUGCAAAUAGUAAUGCUUGAAUUUUCUUUUUGAAUAUGUGCUUCGGCAGACUUCAAUAGCUUUCGGGAAUACUGUUCCAAAUUUUAGCCCCAACGAUAGAAAAAGAGUUUUUAUGAUGAUUAAGCCUAGAAUAGUUAAUAUAGUAGUUAUCAGAAGAUGCUGAUCGGGUAUUAUACUGAUGUAUGUCUUGUGUAGAAAUAAAAAGAUUGCAGAUAUUUUUAGGUGCAGAGUUAGUGGUUAUAUCAAGCAUUAAGAUUGAUGAAAGUUUGAAGUAGAGCAUUGUUAUUGGCAGGAUGUUAGAUUGCGUGAAAUAUGGAAUCACAUGCGUUCUGAAAGGCAGAAAGUAGAUCAAGCGAACAGCUCUCUUUUGGAGUAUAAGAAUUUUUUCUAAAUAAGAUUUGGAGGCUUGGCCCCAGGCAAUGAGGCCGUAAGACAUAUAGGGAGAAAUUAAAGAAUUAUAAAUACUUAGAAGUGUUUUUAAGGGGACAAAGUGUCUUAGUCUCGAAAUAAUUCCAAUAUUUCUGCUGAUUUUUAAAGCAAUAUAAUUAAUGUGGUGUUUCCAAGAUAAAUGUUGGUCAAUUAUUACCCCUAGGUAUUUAACAUGAUCCUUACGUUCAUUCUUAAAUCUAGAACAAAGUGAUCAUGAUUGGAGGUUCAGUUGCACUUGCUGGCUGUGUAUUGUUCCUGGGUUACAUGAAUUUUGGAGGAGAAAAACAGACAGUUUCAACAUCGGCACAUAACCAUGGACGUGUGAAAAGCAAGUGGGACUAAAUGGCAAGUUAUACACAGGAAAAGAACACUGGAAAAAAACAUGCAUGUCAUCUGCAUUAUCAAUAGACAUAUUCUGCUGUGGGAAUGUGCCGAGGCAGUUCUGUGCUCUACCUCUCAACAAAUCAAGCACUCCAGUUGAAUUUAAUGUAAACAUCUCAGUAACUGCCAUUACUGGAUUGUGAGUAGAAUGUUGUCACCAGAAAUAGGCUAAUAAUGCUAAGAACAAAAUUUAACACCGCCAGUAUGCAAAUGUCAAUUUCCAUUCUGAGUGUUGAGAUCAUAACAGGCAAAAUUGUUUGGAGCAACUUCAAACUGCCACACAAAUUGUUAAAAUUUAAAGAGGAUGAAAAAAAAACACUUCAUCUAUCAAUAAGAUAAAAGAGAAAUAAACUGUAAAAGGAUUCUUAGAAAAUAUUCUUAUGUAUAAUAUGUCUUUUGACAGCUCUAAGGUGAAUCGUUGAUUACGUGG
Pocillopora meandrina is the source of this 2620-nucleotide messenger RNA. Lineage: Eukaryota; Metazoa; Cnidaria; Anthozoa; Scleractinia; Pocilloporidae. The record is from the annotation of a GenBank genome assembly.